AAUUUUAAAAAUACAAACAAAACAAAUGCCAACAACAUAGGAUUGAGCUUCAAUUGCCGGCGGAAUAGGAAUCUUCACUGAAUCAACCCUUCCAAGAUUCAACUGCUCUUGCUGCUAUAUCACUGUAAGAUGGAAGAGAAAAGCGAAACAUCCAGCCAUGAAUAUGCUGCUAACAUUUCUACCAUAAGAGAUGCCGAAAAACGAAUCAGGCCUUUUGUGCACAAAACCCCUGUCCUGACAUCAGAAACCUUAAAUUCUCUUGCUGGAAGAAAGUUGCACUUUAAAUGUGAAAGCUUUCAGAAGGGUGGAGCCUUCAAGUUUAGAGGGGCCUGCAAUGCUGUGUUUUCACUCGAUGAUGCUCAGGCAGCUAAAGGGGUUGUUACUCAUAGCAGCGGCAAUCAUGCUGCAGCUCUUGCUUUGGCUGCAAAACUACGGGGGAUCCCUGCGUAUAUAGUUAUACCAAAAAAUGCUCCAAAGUGCAAGGUUGACAACGUGAUCCGCCAUGGCGGCCAAGUUAUCUGGAGUGAGUCGAAUGUGAAGUCCAGAGAAGAUGUCGCUACUAAGGUAUUGCAAGAUACCGGUUCUGUCCUUAUUCAUCCAUAUAAUGACGGGCGCAUCAUAAGUGGACAGGGUACAGUAUCAUUGGAGCUUCUCGAACAGGCUCCCCAAAUUGACACAAUAAUCGUUCCAAUUAGCGGUGGGGGUCUAAUAUCGGGGGUGGCUUUGGCUGCAAAGUCCAUCAAUCCAGCCAUUCGAGUUUUGGGUGCUGAACCGAGGGGAGCAGAUGAUGCUGCAAAGUCGAAAGCAGCUGGUAGGAUUAUAAAGCUGCCCGAAGUUAACACCAUUGCUGAUGGCCUUCGAGCUUUUCUUGGAGACCUCACCUGGCCUGUUGUCCAGGAUCUUGUCGACGACAUCAUCACUGUUGACGAUAAAGAGAUAAUAGCAGCCAUGAGACUGUGCUAUGAGAUUCUCAAGAUUUCGGUAGAGCCCAGUGGAGCAAUAGGCCUUGCAGCUGUUCUCUCCGACGGUUUUAGGAACAACCCGGCAUGGAACAAGUGCAACAAUGUGGGGAUUGUGAUCUCUGGGGGGAAUUUAGAUCUCAGUGUGCUUUGGGAUUCUCUCAACAACUUGUAAAUAAGUAGAAAUUCUUAUGCAUUGUUUGAGAGCUUCACCAUUUGCAGUGUAGGAUUGUAUUUGGAAUCUUGAUGUAAUCCAUUCAACACUGGCAAUUAGGGUUCUGGCAAUUGGUGACUGUCGAAAGGUCGCCUUUGUUAUUGAAGAACGUCAAUUGUCAUUGAAGAAGGCGAUCAGUGAUCAUUCGACAGUUGCUGGUGUCACUUUCGAUUACCGAAAUCUUAAUUACCAGUGGAUAACUGACUAUUGGAUUCAAAUGCACAAAAAUGAUAAAUUGAUGUGUUUAUUUGUAACUUUUUA
This is a messenger RNA of Ipomoea nil (Japanese morning glory), 1434 nucleotides long. RefSeq names its product serine racemase. The record is from RefSeq and is a predicted model, not a curated record. NCBI's taxonomy places the organism in Eukaryota, Viridiplantae, Streptophyta, Magnoliopsida, Solanales, Convolvulaceae. The transcript is spliced from 6 exons. Gene Ontology annotation, molecular function: L-serine ammonia-lyase activity; serine racemase activity; threonine racemase activity. Gene Ontology annotation, biological process: D-serine biosynthetic process; pyruvate biosynthetic process; L-serine metabolic process. The coding region runs from base 130 to 1134 and encodes 334 amino acids.